This is a messenger RNA of Dromaius novaehollandiae (emu), 4328 nucleotides long. Its product is annotated as zona pellucida-binding protein 1-like. Gene Ontology annotation, biological process: acrosome assembly; binding of sperm to zona pellucida. Bases 101 to 1495 code for a protein of 464 amino acids. Gene Ontology annotation, cellular component: acrosomal vesicle; zona pellucida receptor complex; extracellular region. Lineage: Eukaryota; Metazoa; Chordata; Aves; Casuariiformes; Dromaiidae. The transcript is spliced from 9 exons. The record is from RefSeq and is a predicted model, not a curated record.
CCUCCCCGCCGCUCCCUCAGGGGCUCUGCGACUCCCGCCCCCGGGGGCACCGCCCGCGGGCGGCAGCCGCCCCGCCCCCCCGCGCGCGCCUGGCCCUGACAUGGCGUUAACGGCGCCUCCACCCCGCCGGGCUCUGCUUUCCGCGGCGGACUCGCUGCUGCUACUACUGUUGGGGGCGGCGGCAGGAAGCUCUCAUUUCUUGGAUAAGACUCAACUCACAAAGAAAGGAGAUGCACACUUGAAACAAGAAGGUAUAAUUAGAAUUCACAACUCGGUGGCUCCCUCUGAACCCAUGAAAAUAACAUCUAUCCCAGAUGUUCCACAAACACCUCAUCAAAUACUUGGAAAAGAGAACUCAACUGUUCCAGUGUAUGUUCCUAUUAAUUCCAAAGGCUUAAUUCUUAAAUGCUUGACUGAAAAGUUGUUAAAGCAAGGAAUAAAUCAUCCAGAAUAUCAGUGGGUUGGUCCCAUGGGCUUGAUAACUAAAGUGUAUCAUAAGCCAGGGGAAAGCCUACAUCUGGCAUCAGAAUUCAAAACAGAAAGUUGUGAAACCAGUGCAGUUGUUUCCUUUGGAAAAAGACUAGAAGACUUGAAGAAAUUAAUUCAUGACUUGCAGUGUGGAAUUCAGCAAUGGAAUAUGCAGUGCCAUGCAGCCACAGAUACAAUAGCAAUGAUAACACACAAACUUACAUUCCAGUUUGUAGAUCCCUGUGAGAGUUCAGACUGUGAAAACUCCUCCAGCUGUAUCAAAAAGGCAUAUACCAAGAUUCACCAAUUUUUGAGAGUGCUAAGAUCACAAGAUCACAAUCAGCAGAUGCAUUAUAUUCCUGGAAGCCUUACAGGUUUGAAGAUAGACCACUGCAAACCAGGAUUUGGUAAAAAUAUAAGCAAUAGUACAGUGUGCACAGAAUGUUGCAUAGCAUGCCCACCUGGUAGAAUUAGUGCUGAGUAUAAUACCGUAUGUACGCUCUGUCCACCUGGAUCUUACAAUGAAAAAUAUGGGCAAACUGCAUGCAAAAGCUGUCCAAAGCAACAUACUACUGUUAGAAAAGGAGCCAAAACUGCAAGUGACUGUCAUAGAACUCUGCAUAUCUGGAUAGUUUUCUUGGUUAUCCCCACUGGAGUCAUUGUUGUCGUACUGACAUCUUGGGUGAUUAUUCAGCUGUGCUGCAGAAGAAGGCUAGCAGUCCAAUACAUAGAAGCAGAAGCAGAACUGAAAACUAAAUUGAAAACCUUUGCAAAUCUUGCAACUGAUGCUGAGAUUCAAGCACAAAGAAGGAAACUGAGGAGCCCUGCCAAAUAUGACAGAAAGCAUUUGCCAAAAACCAAGAGUGGCUGUUUACAGGAAGAAUCUAGAGCAUUAUUAAGUAAUGUCACAGUUACAGAAACAUCAACACCCUUUGGUUCAGAUCACUUCCCUGACUAUACUUGGCCAAAUAAAGUAGAAACCAGCUUUGAGGAAGGCAUAUCAGAGACUACUUUGGGAGAAGAAUAAAUUAAUUCUGUUUUAAAAACAGGUCUGAUUACUGGACAUUUGUUAAUACAAUGAGUUGGAAAGUAGUUUAGAGGUUUAAAGAAUAUAUAAUAGUAUGGUUCUGAUCAUCUAUUGGAAAAUUUAAGGUUAAAAAAAAAAAUCUCUCUUUAUAUACAUGAUGCAUUAUAUCUUGCAUCAUCAAGAAAGCCUAUCUUUUAUUUUAUGUUGUGAGCACUGCAGGAAAAAAAAUUAAUGAGCUUUUACUCUUUAAACAUUUUACUAUUGUCCUUCAGGUAAGUCUCCUUCAAAAUGUCUAGCAUGAAUCUGGUUUUGACCAUGACUUUGUUCCUGUUGAAGAAGGGUGAGUUCAAUGCAGUUCAGUUUUGUAACAGUCAUGUGCUAAAUCCAGAUGUGCUUAAAAUAUACCAAACUGUUUCUAAAUAUAAGUAGCCAGUACUUUGAGAAUAAUGGACUAAUGUAAGAGUUUUUAUUUUUUUCCUACUAUCACUGUACAGUCUAAGUAGAAGAUAAAGAAUAUAUUGAUUGUAAAAGCUGAUGCUAUGUUAUGCCUGCAGAAGGAUAUUUUAUCUUUCAUAAUUUAAAUGAAAAUUAUAUCCAACUGGAGAGUAUUAAAAUAUAUUUAAAUGCUUUAAUAUAUGUAUCGUAAAAAAGACUGUCUAAAGUGGGAAACAUUAGUUUUUUUAUAUCUCAUUUUGAAAAAAUGAUAAAAUUAAAUGAAUGCUAACAGUGUUCAUAUGAUAAAAUCUGAAAACAAUUCAAAAAGCCAAAAUUUUCAAAGUACUGCAGCUAAAACUAGAUCUUUAAUGCACAUACAUCUAGAUUUUUCCAUUUAGCAGUGUAUGUAUUACGCACAUUAAAAUUAAGAUAGUUUUUGGUCUAUUUGAUGUUUCAUCAAUGGUCAAAGUAAUCACAUUUGCUUUACGUACCACACCAAUCAUACACAAUCAUAAUAAUGCAAGUGUUGAUAGCAUUGAAUCUGUAUAGAACUGAUCAGCCUCAAAUAUAAUAAGAGACUUUACCUCCAUGCCAUAAAACACCAAAUAUGAGGCCCCCCCAUUUACUAUUUCGAUGCUAAUGAAAGUGUACCAUUUUUACUGUAGUGUGGUAAGUCACAGAAAGCUUUUAGAUCUUGGAAACAUUCAAGGAGGGUUUUUGGCUGUUUUUAGACUAUUUGUCUUAUGCCCUGCACUCUGCAAGGACUUGUGGCCUAGAAAGGAGCGGGAGAAAGAGCCCAAAGCAAGCAGUUGACUCCAAACGUUUACCAAGAAGGCAGAACACCUUAGAAGUGGUAGGUGGAGCCACUGUUAGCUAUUACAGUUGCAACCUGCAUUCAGUCUACAUGAACAGCUGGAGCUACUGGUCUAACUGUAUAAAAACACCAGUUAUUCAAAGAAUAUGUUGGAAGUUGAAUUCAAGUCUAGCAGGACAGUGGCAAAUAAAUGAAUCCCAGUAAGAAAAAAGUAGCAUUUGAAAUAAGUCUAACUCAUUUGACUAGAGGAAGUCAUCAUAUAGUCCAGACUUCUGUUAUGAACAUCUAGGCCACAGUUUGGCAAAGAAGUACCCACACUUCAGUUUGCUCUCAGUAAAUACUCCUAGGGCUUCCUAGAAAUAGUGACAGUGUUGAAAAAGAAGCUUUGAAAUAUGCUUAACAUGUGAAAGAAAGACCUAGAAAAGCAUCAUAAAGCUCAACAUGGAUGUAUAAACAAUGCAUUACUUUUCAAUCAAGAUACAUACACGCACAACUCCAAUUUACGACAUUAGGUAAAGUAGCAUAAAACUAGAACAUGAAUGAAGAGCAAGCUAUUAUCCUCUCUGAAAAACCAGAAAUCCCAACUCCUACUGGAACCAAAACUCAUCAGAAAUGUAGGCCAGGAAUCCCUUGCUUUGUCCUACUUGCUCUGAUAUUUGCCCCCUUCAGUUAUCCACUCCUAAGGGCAUACAGACUCUGCUGGUGCCUAUCCCUUGCUGCCACCCUGUUGAGAAGAGCCAAAUUAAACAAAAUGGAAACAGAACCGAAGCACCUCUCUCUAGAGCAAACUAUUGACAUUAACUCUAGCUUUCUACAGAGAAGAAAAUAAUGCUUUGUAAAUGUGUCAGCUGGGUCAUGUUAUAAAAACAACAGAAGGAAUCUUGUGCUUCUUUGAAGUGGCUUUAUGCUGUCUCCAGUCUUUCUUAAGCCAACCCAGAUUAUCACUCAGAUGGUGACAGACUGUUAUUAGCCCUUAGCUGGAAAGCUCAUCAGAAACCUGUAUCAAAUUUCUCUCCCUUGCAUUCAAAUUUCAUAACUUGCAAGUAAAAUUGGACUCUGUUUCUUCCAUCUUUUCUCCUAGUUCCUUUGAAUUCAAAACUGAUAAAUGAAUCAUUUCUUCAUUCUUUUGAAGGUGUCAUAGGUCUUGUGAAAACCUAGAAAAUAUUUAAGUAGUUUUGUUCCUAAGCCCUGUAUGCUUCUGCUGCUGGACUUACGUUCAAGAAUUUAGGAUAAUAAGCUCAUUGGUUCUGUAUGUAUUUAUUAUAGCCAUUCAAGGAUCUUCAAGGGGGGAUUUAACAUAACCUCUCAAGGAUCUUCACUGUUUUAUUGUCCAGCAAGUACUGAACAUUCACAUGUGACUGCAAAAAUCUCUAUGAUUAAAUUCUGCUUUUUCCAGAUUCUUAAUUCAUCAUAUAAGUCAAGGGAACAUGUUUUUGUAUGGUCUUUCACUGAAUAAUAUCUUCAUGGCUGUAUAAAAACAGAAUUACCACAAUACAUUCUGUUCCAUAAAAAGGUAUGUUUUAAAGGUCUCAACUUUCUAUUUGUUCACACUUUUGGCAUAUAUAUCUUUUAAAACAUCUAUAA